AUGCAUCUUAAUUUAACAUGUAAUCAAAACACGAUAAUCAAACAACCUACAAUUAUAUUAGCAAUUUACCACAAUAAUUCAUCAUCCACAGAAACUCAAUGUCUCGCUAAAUGCUUUCCAACACUUCGAACGACAUCUAAAUUAGACUUACGAAUUAAAAGUUAUGACAAUAAUCGUCGGGAGAUAAAACAACUUUCCAACGCUUCAAAUUGGGUCUCGUUCCGAGUUACGAAACUCAAGUUACGACAAAAAUCAGCAUUUCAGCACUAUUACUCUUCGUUGAGCGAAGCCUUGCUCGCUAAGCGAAGUAUUUUCACUAAGCGGACUCGUUUAGACCUGCAAAAUGUAGAAUUGCAAAUUUCGCUGUUGGAGGCCUUCCAGGUCUCUGAUUUCGAUUCCGAUGAAACGUUCGAAAUUGGGAAAGAGAUAUAUCGUGGACAGCAAUACAGUCAAAUUUACUUCGCUCGUCUUCGCUUGAUGAGAACUCUCUUGUACUCCCUUGUUUCCCAAUGGAAACCUAAUUCUCCUGUGUGCACGGUGUUGGGACUGGAAGAGGGCAAGGAGUGUGUUGUUGUUGGGACACUGUUUAAAAACAUGAAAUUGAAACCUUGCAUACUUGAUGAGUAUUCUAAAGAGAGAUCGGUUGUCCCGCUUGUCAAGCCGCAUAACUUUGUGGACAAAGAUGAUUAUCUUGUUUUGGAAGAUGAAAGUGGAAGAGUUAAGCUUGGUGGGAAUAUUAUUGUACCAUCUGUCUAUGUAACAGAUAUGCAUAAUCGAAUGAGGGAGCUCUACGAUUGGAACGAUGUUGCCAAAAGGACUGAAAUUGUGUAUGACCGUGCUUUGAAGUGUUCCAAUCAAAAUCUAUUAGAGCGUCUCUCACGCUAUUGGAAAUAUGGCAGCCUGCAGAGUACCAUGCAUCUAGAUGUUGGGUGUGAACAAUGUGGUAGACCAAGUACCACCAAAUGUUCACGAUGCAAAUCUGUCAGAUACUGCUCUACAAAGUGUUUGAUUACCAACUGGAGAUGGCAUAAAUAUAAUUGCAUUGCAGGAGAUGUCAAUUCAGCUCAACCAGAAACACCUACUGGAAACGUUGAAUUGCUCAAGAAUUCAAAUGAAGAGAAAGAGAAUAUUCAUUCACCUAGGCCACUCUAUUUGGAGCUUCAUCCUGUUACUACUACUAAGGAACCACAAGUGCAUAAAACUCAAUGGGAGAAACACCUUGAAGAUGAACUAGUAAAGUCUAGGAAAGAGAAUUCCGAACUUCGGUCAGAGCGUGACGAGUGGAAGAAGCGAGCGAGUUUCGCUAGAGAAAGAUUUCGAAGUUUCAAGGAAGAAUCUGAAAAACAAGUAGUUUAUCACAUAAUAACUUGCGCUUCAGCAAUUGAAUCAAUUGAGAACUUCAUGACAGCAUUUACUUGUUUGUUUCUUCUUAUAGUUGUCUGUGUUGAGAAAUGAAAAUGAGUCAAUUACAAAUGCUGAGAAGAAAGCUU
Messenger RNA from Lathyrus oleraceus (garden pea), 1490 nucleotides. RefSeq lists its product as uncharacterized. The coding region runs from base 1 to 1455 and encodes 484 amino acids. Gene Ontology annotation, biological process: DNA strand elongation involved in DNA replication. NCBI's taxonomy places the organism in Eukaryota, Viridiplantae, Streptophyta, Magnoliopsida, Fabales, Fabaceae. The record is from RefSeq and is a predicted model, not a curated record. The transcript is spliced from 15 exons. Gene Ontology annotation, cellular component: delta DNA polymerase complex.